AUGGGUCCCAAUGUGAAGGACAAUCCAAUGCCAAGUCAUGGUCCUUCAUCAGUGAACAAUAUAGAAGUUUGUCUCAAUGAACAACAUGUUACGAAGAUAGAGGAGAUUCGACAGUCUUUGGUUGAAAUUCAUUCUGUUUUAUGUGCUCAUGGUCUAUUCCAACAUGACCACCAGAUCUGUGGUACAUGUUCAGCCAAUUCAAGAGGUUGUAGAAAGAUUCAAGAUGAUUUGCAAGGCGUCCUUGAUCAGGGUUUGAUUCAGAUUUCUAGACAAGCGAGUUCUCCAGAAUCACAAGAACAAGAGGUGAAUGUCAUCAUUCCUUGCUUCAACAUUCUAGAGAAAGUAGAGAUAGCUUAUCAUCCGAGGGAGCCAGUGGUGAUUUGCCCUCCGGGCCCAAUGCCUUACACUUCAGAUAAAGCGGUCCCCUACCGCUAUGCAGCAACUAUUAUUGAGAACGGUAAAGAGGUCGAGAUUAAAACCUUAGCCUCAGUUACCAAUAUCGCAGCAAAUAGCCGAAUGACGCGCAGUGGCCGCGUGUUCGCUCCAUCGGUUAUCCCAAGUAGAAAUGUUGAGAAAUAUCCAGUAGUCGUGGUACCAGUGACAAGAGAAGAAGAAGGGCAAACAAGCAAUUCAACCCUUGACAAAGAAACAGAUGAACUACUCAGAAUUAUCAAGCUCAGUGACUACAAAGUGGUAGAUCAGUUGCUACAGACACCAGAAGCACUACUGAAGGUGCUUGAUCAAGCCUUUGUAGAACAGGAUAUAACAGCAGAGCAGUUCAACAAUGUUGUAGGCAGCAUCACUUCGUGCAAUGGCUUAGGCUUUUGUGAUGAAGAACUGCUAGAAGAAGGAAAGAAUCACAACUUCGCUCUCCAUAUCUCAGCCAAUUGUCAAGGGGAUUCUUUGUCUAAUAUCCUAAUUGACACCGGUUCAUCUCUGAAUGUCAUGCCCAAGUCUACCUUGUUGAAGCUAAAGUACAAAGGGGGGCAAAUGCGGCACAGUGGAAUUAUUGUGAAAGCGUUCGAUGGAUCAAGAAAAACAGUCAUUGGAGAAGUUGAUUUUCCUAUUGGUAUUGGACCACACGUAUUCCAGAUCACUUUCCAGGUUAUGGACAUAGUGCCAGCUUAUAGCUGUCUGCUCGGACGCCCAUGGAUUCACGAGGCGGGUGCCAUUACAUCCACGUUACACCAAAAGUUAAAGUUUGUCAAGAAUGGGCAAAUAGUGACGGUUAAUGGGGAGCAGGCUAUGCUGAUUAGCCACCUUUCAUCGUUUAGUGUGAUAGAAGUAGACGAGACGGCUGUUCAAACUCCAUUUCAGGCCCUGACCAUCGAUGAUUACAAGAAAAGUGAAGGUUCAAUCGCGUCAUUCAAAGACGCCCAGCAGAUUGUCAAGACAGGUCCUACAGAAAUAUGGGGCGAGGUGAUAGAGUUGCCAGAAAACGUUAACCAUGCAAGAUUAGGCUUUGUUGAUGGAAAACAAGUGCAGACUUCAGUGGUGCGACCUUUCAAAGAUAUCUUUCACAGCGGUGGGUUUAUCAACAUGGUAGCAGUUGAGGAGGAUACUUUUGAGGGAAAGACAGAAGACGAAGGCCCCAGAUUUGUGACACCAGGAAUGGUUGUGAUUCAGGGUGGAUUGGUUCUGAAGGUUAUGGUUCAUAGUGGGUUGGUUCUGAUGGUUGAGGUUCAGAUGUGGUUGGAUUUGGAUGUUCCGGAGGUGGGGAAGUGA
This is a messenger RNA of Lathyrus oleraceus (garden pea), 1725 nucleotides long. RefSeq lists its product as uncharacterized. Lineage: Eukaryota; Viridiplantae; Streptophyta; Magnoliopsida; Fabales; Fabaceae. The transcript has 3 exons. Gene Ontology annotation, biological process: proteolysis. The record is from RefSeq and is a predicted model, not a curated record. The coding region runs from base 1 to 1725 and encodes 574 amino acids. Gene Ontology annotation, molecular function: aspartic-type endopeptidase activity.